AUGAAUGAGCAGCUCCUGAAAGUUUCACCCCCUCAGGUAACACUUAAGUUCGAUAUUUAUUCUUUUGACUCUGUUUUAGACAACGACGAAUGCUCCACAAACUCUCACGGCUGUGACGUAAAUGCUGUGUGCAGUAACACGCAUGGAUCUCACAAUUGCACAUGUAAAGCUGGGUACGCUGGAGAUGGCAGAAAUUGCAGUGACGUCGACGAAUGCUCCACAAACUCUCACGGCUGUGACGUGAAUGCUGUGUGCAGUAACACGCAUGGAUCUCACAAUUGCACAUGUAAAGCUGGAUAUUCUGGAGAUGGCAGACAUUGCAGUGCACCGUUUGUAAGUGCAACAAGCUCCUGUGCAAAUUUGUUGACGAGUCAAACUAACACAGAUGGACAGAUCAAGUCGAAUCUACUGUCUGGGUCUUACAGCAAUAACCUGGAUUGCCGGUGGAAUUUAAGUUCAAAUGCAGCGAUUGAACUUACUUUUCUUCGUUUUAACACUCAACCGUCCGCUGAUUUCGUAACAGUUUACGACGGUGGAUCGUCUUCCUCUCCUCUGAUUGGUACAUUUAGCGGAUCUUCUCUCCCUUCAGCCGUUCAAAGUUCAUCCAGAAAUCUUUACGUGAGGUUUACAUCUGAUGGCUCAGGAACUUAUCAAGGAUUUCUCGCACAUUACCGAGUUAUUUCACAAGGAAGCGUCCGUAUCAGUGGAAGUACUUUAUCAACCGGUAGAGUCGAAAUCUUCUACAACGAUCAGUGGGGCACUAUAUGUGAUCAUGGUUGGGAUAUAAAUGACGCCAACGUGCUGUGCAAGCAGCUUGGUUUCCCACAAGCCUCGCACGCGUACAGUGGCGCAACUCAUGGUCAGGGAACCGGCCCCAUAUGGAUGGAUGACGUAGCUUGCUCAGGGAGCGAGUCACAUAUCUAUGACUGCAGUCACCGUGGAUGGGGAAACAAUGCUUGUACCCAUAGUAAUGACGCCAGUGUAAGGUGCUCUUACGGCUUUCCUGUGGUUCGCUUGGCAGGCGGUGGAAGUAAGUCUGGUCGGGUUGAAGUUUAUUAUAACGGUCAAUGGGGCACAGUGUGUGAUGAUAGGUGGGAUAUGAAUGACGCAAAUGUGGUGUGUCGUCAACUUGGCUUCUCCAGCGCGUCCUCCGCUCCUGGUAGGGCAGCAUAUGGUCAGGGAUCAGAUCCAAUCUGGAUGGAUGAAGUAGCCUGUCAAGGAGGCGAGUCUUCGCUAUUUGCAUGUACUCAUGCUGGUUGGGGAUCGCACGACUGUGGUCAUGGCGAGGAUGCAAGCGUUGUUUGUAACGCCUAGACUGCUAAAAACUCUGCGUAAAAAAUGGUUUAAUCAUGUAGUAUCUGGUCCCUUUUGGUUGAUUAUCUAAUUUAGCAACAUAUAUAUCACUACAGUAACUAGAGGUUGGUCUAAAUUUCAGUUUGAUUCAGUUUAUACUAUUCGUACAAUUAACUCUCAUCUACAGAAGAUAUAUACAGCGAUUGUUUUCGGCCUUGUUUUUAUUAAUACAGUAGGAUGAUUAGUUGGGUAACACAAGAGAAAACGAGGGAACAGCCCCAUAAAUUGUCUUUAGGACUUGACUUUCUUAAUCAUUGACUUCAUAGUUGAGGAUCUCAGUAAACUGAGACGUUUAUAAGUAGGAAAGCUGGAAACUGCAUGUGCAUAGUCCGUUUAACCGCUAUAGAUUAUGUCAAGUAAUUUCGCAGAUAUCCUCAGCUGGUGCUCCUCACAAUCCCUUGACCAGUCGCCGAUGACCAAAAGUUGCUUUGCUACUUAAGAUUUGUACGGAUUUAGGGCUUAAGGUGCUUUUGGAUAUCAUGAGAUUUUAGGGUGAACACUUAUAGAAUCAUACGACCCUCUUCGCCAAAUAACUACUUUGCGUAGUCACGAUAAUUGGUAAAUAUAUCGUAAGAGAUAUAUUUAGAGGGUAAUUUAAAGGCCAAAAACUCUUUUUAUUCUCCUCGUGAUCUACAGAUCACCCAAACAAACUUUAAAAAAUUCGAUUUGAACAAAACGCGAUUAUUAUUACUGUUUCUUUUGUCUGUGUGUAAGGUCUUUUCAAGAUUAUGUUUUCGCGGUAAACCCAUGCCACUGAUAAGAUAGACGACGAGGUCAUGUUAUGUAGUUUAAGGAAUCUGAGUUUUGUUAAUUUUCAUUACGCGAUGCAUUUACAAAAGGAAGGAAAAUAGUAAUUGCUCGCAUCUUCCCGUCUUGGCUUAGAAAACUGUCGACUCAACUUAUUUUAACUUGAGUCACAGGAUUCGUAGGAGACUAACAUACCAAAAUUGAGGCAUAUUUGAAAGCUUUCGAUAAUUAUUUUUUCAAAUUGCGCUUUGUUCAAAUCGAGAUUUUCUUUGGUAUGUUUGAUAGGAGUCUUAAAGGCGCAAAGUAUAUUUGUGUGAAAUUAAUUUGUGACAACUUCAAGGAGGAUAGAAUUAACAUUUUCACAUAGUCAUUUUUCAUUUUUAGCAAGGGGUGGGUGAUGGGUUAACUUAAAUUGCAAUAUUUCUAUCAUUUUUGUUUGUUUUUGUUUUGCUUUUGUUUUUUUAGCCCUCAUGACAACGAAAUUGCCAUCUACGCAAAUUAGUUUUGACAUUGUGAUACAUGUAUUUGUUCUUUUUUUCUGUGUGUUUGUUACAAUCCGUUUUUUCCCAUUUUUUUUUUCUCUGUGAUAUUGGGGUUAUCCGCAUCCCCAGAUGACAAUAAAAAAGGAUAAAACUUUAUUUCGAAGAGUGUUAAGGUGAAAUUUAUUGUCAUAUACGUUUAAGGAUACAGUAUCUAGUUAAUAGUUUCACAGGUGCAGCUUAAAACGUUGUUAAGGAAAACGCACUGUUCGCAGGAAGUGGUUUCUACCAGCUAAAAAAAGUAGUCGGAUAUCAUUGAUUUGUUUUAGUGGUCAUGGCCUUGUUAUGAUAACUGUUUUUGCUUUAUAUCUAUAGGUUUAAGGACACUAUAUCUAAUUUAUAGUUUCACAGGAGCAAGCUUAAGAAUUGGUUUCUACCAGUUACAUUAAAAAUAAAUAAAAAAAUA
Orbicella faveolata is the source of this 3045-nucleotide messenger RNA. RefSeq lists its product as uncharacterized. Gene Ontology annotation, cellular component: membrane. NCBI's taxonomy places the organism in Eukaryota, Metazoa, Cnidaria, Anthozoa, Scleractinia, Merulinidae. Gene Ontology annotation, molecular function: calcium ion binding. The record is from RefSeq and is a predicted model, not a curated record.